Acaromyces ingoldii is the source of this 957-nucleotide messenger RNA. Its product is annotated as adenine nucleotide alpha hydrolases-like protein. The record is from RefSeq and is a predicted model, not a curated record. Gene Ontology annotation, molecular function: FMN adenylyltransferase activity. Bases 1 to 957 code for a protein of 318 amino acids. Gene Ontology annotation, biological process: FAD biosynthetic process. NCBI's taxonomy places the organism in Eukaryota, Fungi, Basidiomycota, Exobasidiomycetes, Exobasidiales, Cryptobasidiaceae. The transcript has 5 exons.
AUGGUCACCCUUCCGACAGCAAUGUCGGCGCCGCAAGACUCGCCUCAGGGCCAUGAGCAUCCCGAUUCCUGGACACGGUCCAUCGAUGCCGUCUAUGCGCUCUUCGAAUCAGAGGCGAACCGGGCUGCGUAUCCGCGGCUUGCCGACAAGGUGCAGAAGGCCGUCGAGCUGUGCCAGGAGGUAUUGGAGGAGCUUGGACCGAGACGAUGGGCGUUGAGCUUCAAUGGGGGAAAAGAUUGUACUGUCCUUGUUCACAUCCUCUCUGCUGUCCUGCGCCGACUCGAGAAGCUUCCCGCGCGCACGUUGGAUCCGAUCCCGGCGCUGUACAUCACAUGCACCUCGCCCUUUGAGCAAGUGGAUGAGUUCGUGGCCGAGUCGAUGCAGCGGUACGAUCUCCGCCUCGUCAAGCUUGGCGGCGAUAUGAAGGCCGGCCUCGAGGCGUACCUCGACGGCGUCGAGGAGGUCAGUGAGGUCCAUGGAAGUUUUUCUGGUGGCCCACCGAAUGGCACUGCAACGAUGGAGGAGGCAGGAAACGGAGAGCGGAGGAAGCGGGAUUGCAGGGCGAUCUUCCUUGGCACAAGACGCACCGAUCCGCAUGGAGCCGAUCUCACGCCGAGAGCGCCAACCGACAAGGGGUGGCCGAACGUCGAGCGCGUCCAGCCGAUCCUCGAUUGGGACUACGCCGACGUCUGGGCUUUUCUUCGCUGUCCGCUCCUUGCAGACUCCGGCGACGAAGAGCACGGGAAUGCACAGAGCAGCCCGGCAAAGAAACUGAGCGGGUCUGCCGAAGGAGUCCCCUACUGCAUACUCUACGAUCAAGGAUACACAUCUCUGGGAAGCACCUUCAACACAUUCCGGAAUCCUUACUUGAAGUCGGAAGACGGUCAGUCUUACAGGCCGGCCUACAUGUUGCAGGACGGCAGCCUAGAAAGAUGCGGACGGGGCAAGCAGCAAUAA